Ficedula albicollis (Collared flycatcher) is the source of this 3463-nucleotide messenger RNA. RefSeq names its product OPA1, mitochondrial dynamin like GTPase (gene OPA1). Gene Ontology annotation, cellular component: microtubule; cytoplasm; mitochondrial membrane. Gene Ontology annotation, molecular function: GTP binding; GTPase activity; microtubule binding. The transcript is spliced from 31 exons. NCBI's taxonomy places the organism in Eukaryota, Metazoa, Chordata, Aves, Passeriformes, Muscicapidae. Gene Ontology annotation, biological process: mitochondrial fusion. The coding region runs from base 1 to 3021 and encodes 1006 amino acids. The record is from RefSeq and is a predicted model, not a curated record.
AUGCGGUGUAAUCGAAAUGUCAUCUGCCGGAGUCUAGCAAAUAGCAGCUAUGGAAUAAAGAGAAAAUCACCACUUCAAAACCUGCAUCUUGUUUCCCGAAGUAUACAUCAUCCCUACUAUCCAAGUACAAAGUUCCAGAGACCUCCAUUAAGGAUAUCCAUUCAGCAGUACUCUUCUCUGAAUCGUCUUCCCCUUCACAAAACAAAACUUUUAAAUGCAAAACAUGGAUACCAGUCCCACAGGAACUUUUGGCUGGCCAGAUUAGCCUCCAGGCUUCUCAAAGUUCGCUAUCUUAUCUUAGGAUCUGCAGUAGGAGGUGGCUACACAGCUAAGAAGACAUAUGAGCAGUGGAAGGACAUGAUACCAGAUCUGGAUGACUAUAAGUGGAUUGUUCCUGACUUCGUUUGGGAUCUUGAUGAACUUGUUGACAUCGAAAAACUUCUCAAAGCCCUCCCUGAUGCAGAUGACCUUGCCAAACUUAUGCCUGACUUUGACAAGAUUGGAGAGAGCCUAGCUUCACUGAAAGGAUUUCUUUCUCCUGGUUACAAUUUGGUUAGUGAAGUCAUAGGAGCUUCUGAUCUACUUCUGUUGUUAGGUUCUCCAGGAGAAACAGCAUUCCGGGCUACUGACCAGGGAUAUGACAAUGACAAACAGUUCAAGAAGGGCCUGCUUGGGGAGCUCAUUCUGUUACAACAGCAAAUCCAGCAGCACGAAGAGGAAGCGCGCAGAGCUGCUGGCUUCUCUUCCCAGCAGAAGCGAAAGGUUUCUGACAAAGAGAAGAUUGAUCAACUUCAAGAAGAGCUUCUACGCACUCAGCUCAAGUACCAAAGAAUGCUUGAGCGACUAGAGAAGGAGAACAAAGAAUUAAGAAAAUUGGUACUGCAAAGAGAUGACAAGGGAAUUCAUCAGAGGAAGUUAAAGAAGUCCUUGAUUGAUAUGUAUUCUGAAGUACUUGACAUCCUGUCUGAUUAUGAUGCCAGUUAUAACACUCAAGAUCACCUACCUCGAGUGGUGGUGGUUGGAGAUCAAAGUGCAGGAAAAACCAGCGUGUUAGAAAUGAUUGCACAGGCCCGCAUAUUCCCUCGAGGCUCUGGGGAGAUGAUGACUCGUUCCCCUGUCAAGGUAACCCUUAGUGAAGGUCCCCACCAUGUGGCUUUAUUCAAAGACAGCUCUCGGGAGUUUGAUCUGACCAAAGAGGAGGAUCUUGCAGCUUUGAGAAAUGAAAUAGAAAUCAGAAUGAGAAAUAGUGUGAAAGAAGGGUGCACUGUUAGCACUGAGACCAUCUCCUUAAGUGUGAAAGGUCCUGGUUUGCAGCGAAUGGUAUUGGUUGAUUUACCUGGAGUCAUUAGUACUGUGACAUCGGGUAUGGCUCCAGAUACAAAGGAAACUAUCUUUAGCAUCAGCAAGGCCUACAUGCAGAAUCCUAAUGCCAUCAUCCUCUGUAUUCAAGAUGGCUCAGUAGAUGCGGAACGCAGUAUUGUCACUGACUUAGUCAGCCAAAUGGAUCCCCAAGGAAAAAGGACAAUAUUUGUGUUGACUAAGGUUGAUCUUGCAGAGAAAAAUGUGGCUAGUCCAAACAGGAUCCAGCAAAUCAUUGAAGGCAAACUCUUCCCAAUGAAAGCUUUGGGUUAUUUUGCAGUUGUUACUGGAAAAGGAAACAGCAGUGAAAGCAUUGAAUCUAUUAAAGAAUAUGAAGAGGAAUUUUUUCAAAAUUCAAAGCUGUUAAAGACAAGUAUGCUGAAAGCGCAUCAGGUAACAACCAAGAACUUAAGUCUUGCUGUGUCAGACUGCUUUUGGAAAAUGGUGAGAGAGUCUGUGGAGCAGCAAGCAGAUGCUUUUAAAGCCACACGUUUCAAUCUUGAGACGGAAUGGAAGAACAAUUACCCCCGGUUGCGAGAGCUUGACAGGAAUGAACUGUUUGAGAAAGCAAAGAAUGAGAUUCUUGAUGAAGUCAUAAGUUUGACUCAAGUCACACCAAAGCACUGGGAGGAGAUGCUUGAGAAAACUUUAUGGGAAAGGGUGUCUACUCAUGUGAUUGAGAACAUAUACCUGCCAGCAGCACAGACUGCAAACUCAGGAACAUUUAACACCACUGUGGACAUCAAACUGAAGCAGUGGACUGACAAGCAACUGCCUAAUAAAGCAGUAGAGGUGGCAUGGGAGACUUUGCAAGAAGAAUUUUCCCGUUUCAUGACAGAAAGAAGAGGAAAAGAGCAUGAUGAUAUCUUUGAUAAACUGAAGCAAGCUGUCAAAGAAGAAACUAUUAAGCGACAUAAAUGGAAUGAGAGAGCAGAGGAUAGCCUGCGGGUGAUCCAGCACAAUGCUUUAGAAGAUCGGUCAAUAUCUGAUAAACAGCAGUGGGAUGCAGCCAUUCAUUUCAUGGAAGAGACGCUCCAAAGUCGCCUCAAAGACACUGAAUCUGUUAUUGAAGAUAUGGUUGGUCCAAACUGGAAAAAAAGAUGGUUGCACUGGGUAGGCCGCACCAAAGAACAGAGUAUUCGUAAUGAAACAAAAAACGAACUUGAGAAAUUGAUCAAGUGCAAUGAAGAUCAUCCAGCUUAUCUGGCAAAUGAUGAAGUGACGACUGUCAGAAAGAAUCUGGAAGCAAGAGGAGUAGCAGUGGAUCCAUGUCUGAUUAAAGACACAUGGCACCAAAUUUAUAGAAGAUACUUCCUGAAGUCUGCUUUGAACCACUGCAAUCUGUGUCGAAGAGGCUUCUAUUAUUAUCAGAGGCAUUUUGUGGACUCAGAGCUCGAAUGUAAUGACAUCGUCCUCUUCUGGCGAAUACAGCGAAUGCUGGCGAUUACAGCAAAUACACUGAGGCAGCAGCUCACUAACACUGAAGUAAGGCGCUUGGAGAAGAAUGUAAAGGAAGUGCUUGAAGAUUUUGCUGAAGACAAUGAAAAAAAGGUGAAGCUCCUAACUGGCAAGAGAGUCCAGCUUGCAGAGGAUCUCAAAAAAGUUCGGGAAAUCCAGGAGAAACUUGAAGCCUUCAUAGAAGCCCUCCAUCAAGAAAAGUAAAUUGUUCAAGCAGCAACUUUACACAAGAAUGCAGCCUUCUCCAGGAUAUCUUACACAAAGACUGAAUUGAAAUGGCUUUUGUGUCCCGUUCUUUUUCCUGUCUUUUGGGGAGCAUCCUGAAAUGUUGAAGGAGAAAGAAAAUUAUGUCUUGUGGGAUUGAGAAGUUAAAAUCCACCUGCUCAUUUAAUUUUUGAAGCUACAUGCGCAGAAGAAUCUGAUUUGUCUAUUAAUGAGAUAGCUUGGGAGCUUGCUGAAGUUGUACAUUUAAGUUUUUUUUUCCUGAAAGGGAAAAAAGAUUUUUAUUUUUAGUGUCUUGUAUGGUAGAGCUGGAUCAGAUUUAUAAAAGGAUUUUAUCUGUUGUCAUUUUCUUGCCUGCAGAUAAUGCUGGGAGUUUGAUAUAAUGUUUUAGUAUUUGUAUGUACAUUAAAAUGCCCUUCUAAGU